AUGGCCUUGUCCAUCCUCCGCACCCUUUGGUUCUCAUACCUAGCUCCCACGAAGAAAGAGAGCUGUUUUCCUACCCCUUUGCCAAAUCACCAGGACCUCUGCGCAGAUUCCACCCAGUACACUGUCUGCAUUAUUCAUCCUAAUUCCAAUGGACCGUCUCAGGUGGUCAGCCAGCCAUUCACAGACCAGAUUGGUUUACACGAUGUUCCGGCAGCGACGGCCUACAAGCUUUUGACCAUGGAAGUGGAGCCCACUCUUGACGACAAUCGCCUUCUGAAGCCGGUCCGAAAAGGCACUGCCUCCCUUGAGAAGGUGUGCCAGUUCUUGCAAGGGCCUGCUCAUAACCAUGCGUCAAAGGAGCUAGGCUCAAGUCCAGUUUUCACCGUUGGAAACGGCGCCUUCAUAUUCUGUCCUGGGCUGGAAGACAAAGAAAAGGACCUAUCGAUGAUCCAGAUAUACACAAAAGUCCAGCUUCAGUUCGGCAACGGCUUUUCCUCGACUCAAUACUACCACCCUUACUCGUCAGCAGUCAAACCUGCUCACUUGAAAAGCUCCAGUCCCUUUCAGAGAAUUGAUAUCAAUACUGGUAUUUGUUUGUACUCCAAAGCCUCGCUGGGGCUAGACCCUGGAAAUGCCCAAGUUGUUGGCGACGAAGGAAAACCAGUGAUUCCUCGCCUCCCUCACAACAUUAAGCCUACCAUUUACGAAUUGGAGGCAAUAAUGAGGCUGUCUUCUGCUAUCGCGGAUACCGUCUCUCUUGUCGGUCAUUCAAACCGUUCGCCAGAAACUGUGAUCAGUAUCAACAUUGACAUCCCCGACAUCCAGUACUACUGGACCGCGUGCGAACUUUUCGAAAAAGGCCAUGUUGACCUUGAAUUCACAAAGGCCUGGAUUGCAGCUAUUGACAGAAGAAGAGGCCAACUUGCAAACAUAAUGACGACUGUACUCCGCUCAAUGAUUGUAGAACGCCAUGUUGAUGGUAUCGAAAUCAAUAUCACAACAGGUACGGAAGCAGUCGCGGAGCUGAUAAAGAGCAAGCUUGACGCGGGGGAAACUCCAUCUAUGGAAGAGGCAUUGAGUGUACUUAAGUCGCAGGGUCCAAACGCUGCGCGCUGGCGAGGCAUGUUCAAUAACAUGGAUCCCCGCGACCAUCCCACCAACAUGCUUGACUUUGGUCGACUUGUAUACAUAUUCAAAGCUGUCAGAUCUGCCCUCGAGCGGGAAGACACGGAGAUUGAUUGCAGUGGAAAACGCCUCAUUAUCCAAAUUGACAACAUCGCCGAGUGGAGGAUUAUGAUGCGAUCCAAGGACUUUUUGAAGAGAUACUUCAAGAGUCUGCCCAAGGGUACCGAGGAAGACAUCCUGAUAGGCUUAUUUCCAAUUGAAAGGAUCUUUCUUGCGGGGACUCAUCGUUCUGAGCUUUACUCGAACGAUACAAAUACUGGACUACGUUUGGACGAAAGCAAGAUCAACGUCAGCCCGGUAGAUCUUGUCAGUGCUACGUACGGCCAUCGCAUGGGCAGACUUUUGGAUAAAUUGUGCCAGCAGGAGGGAUUAAGAUAG
Penicillium longicatenatum is the source of this 1563-nucleotide messenger RNA. RefSeq lists its product as uncharacterized. The transcript has a single exon. NCBI's taxonomy places the organism in Eukaryota, Fungi, Ascomycota, Eurotiomycetes, Eurotiales, Aspergillaceae. The record is from RefSeq and is a predicted model, not a curated record. Bases 1 to 1563 code for a protein of 520 amino acids.